UACGAACAAGUGAAAGUGUACUUUCAAAGGUAAAACCCGAAUUAAAGCACAAACCCAAGGUCCCAAACCCGCCCUCCUUUCUUUCAGUUGCUUCAGAUUGUAGAAGAAAUUCCCAAUAAUUCCUACUGCUUUUCUUCACAAAAAAAUUGUAAUCUUUUCUAGUUCUGACUAAAUAAUCAGUGAGCUGUUGGCUGUACAACACUCCACCCGAACAGGAGCUGUGGGAAUUCAGGAGACAUGCAUUUAUUUUAGAUGUCUGACCAUGGAGAUCCUCUGCACUUUGGGGUGGACUCCACUAAAAAGACCUGGCUUUAUUGGCCAUUUGGAGAAUUGCUUUUGAGACCAUUGCGGCGUGUGGUUGGAUCCUUGUUUGGAAGCUCUUCUAAAUUGGUCUCUGCGAGAGAAAAUCCGCAUUCAGCUGGAAUGGCUUCAGUAGAUCCUAUUGAUAUUAGUUCAUCUGACGAUUCUAUUUUGCGGGAGAUAGAUGAAUAUUUUGAUGAGUCGCCUUUAAGGGACUCUGCAACAUCUUCCAAUGCUAGGAGUCUUCCUAAUUGGGCAUUGACAUCUUCGUCAAAUAUGGCUGGUAGGGGUUCUACUUCAUCAUCCAAUGCUAGGACUCUUCCAUCAUGGGCAAUGCCAUCUCCAUCAAAUACAGCAGUUAAUGGCAGUCCAUCUCGAACAGCUUCAUCUCCUAAAAGACCAUUUGCUUCUAAUGGAAGUUCAUCGCAUUUUACUUCCCCUGGUAUUUCAAAAGCCCCAAUUCAUGCAACCACUAGUGGCAAUCUAGGAACUUCCUAUUCACAUACAGCUGGAGUUGACAGCUCAGAGUUUUUGAGUAAUUAUGAUGAUGAAUGGCGUUCUACUAAGCGGGUGAGGUGGACGCAUCCUACAUCCGUCCAGACUUCCCAGCCCAAUUUCAGAUCAAACAAUUUGGUUGAGGACGUGUCUAGUAGUCACUUUCGGGAAAGUCAUGGAAACGCUUCCCAGUCCACUAGGCCAAAUUCAACCAAUAGCUUGAAUUAUCAUUUUGGCAGGGGCACUGAUGAUGCGGUUAUGUAUGAAAACAGAGGGAGUAGGGUGUUACCUCCAUCUUUAGCAUAUGGUAAAUAUACUUCAGCUACUUAUGCCAAUUUGAGUGAACCAUUACCUCAUAGGGGGUUAGGCGAAGAAAUGCAAGCUGGAAAUGAUGAAAGAAUGAUUUUACAAGCAGCUUUAAAGGGUAUUAACCAACCUACACGUGAAACUGAUCUGCCUGAGGGUGUUUUAUCGGUUUCUCUGCUUCGGCACCAGAAAAUUGCUUUAGCAUGGAUGAUGGAGAGGGAAACAGCGGGUGUUUAUUGCUCGGGUGGAAUUCUGGCGGAUGAUCAGGGCCUAGGUAAGACCAUCUCAAUGAUUGCACUCAUACAAAAGCAUAGGUCUUUACAGGAGGAUUCUAAAUCAGAGAAGUUAUCUACUACCAAAGCUGAAGCCUUCAAUCUGGAUAAUGAUGAAGAUGAAAAUGCUGGUAGGACUCCUGAGAAGCCAAAGAUAAAGGGAGAGUCUGACGAUUUGGAAGAGCUUUCAGGACCGAGUAGUUCCAUGACUCAGUUUCGCAAUAAGAGGCCAGCAGCUGGUACAUUAGUUAUUUGUCCAGCAAGUGUGCUUCGACAAUGGGCUCGUGAGUUGGAUGAGAAAGUCUCUGAGGAACACAAGCUCUCAGUGUUAAUCUAUCAUGGAGGAAACAGGACGAGGGAACCUUCUGAAUUGGCAAAGUAUGAUGUGGUUUUAACAACAUAUGCAAUUGUGACGAUUGAAGUUCCAAAGCAACCUUUGGUUGAGGAGGAGGAUAAUGACCAUAACAAUGGAGAGAGAUAUGGAUUAUCUUCUGAGUUUCAUGUGAAUAAGAAGCAGAAGAAAGCAUCUUGUAACAAGAAGGUAAAGAAAGGUAAAAGAGGAACUCAGUCUGAUGGUGGCGCACUUGCGAGUGUGCGUUGGUUCAGGGUGAUUUUAGAUGAAGCCCAGACAAUAAAAAACCACAGGACUCAAAUUGCUCGAGCUUGCUGCACACUUAGAGCAAAAAGGAGGUGGUGUUUGUCUGGAACACCAAUACAAAAUACAAUUGAUGAGUUAUUCAGCUACUUUAGGUUUCUGAGAUAUCAUCCAUAUUCACAGUACAAAGAAUUUAUUGCCAACAUUAAGCUUCUGAUAUCUAGAGACUCGAUUCGUGGUUACACAAAGCUUCAAGUCGUCCUGAGGGGAAUAAUGUUGCGUCGAACAAAAGGAACAUUGCUUGAUGGGAAACCUAUAAUAACACUACCACCCAAAACUACACGUUUGACCAAGGUGGACUUCUCUGCUGAGGAACGGGCUUUCUAUAACAAGCUAGAAGCUGAUUCACGCUCGCAAUUCAAGGCUUAUGCUGCUGCUGGCACCGUGAAUCAGAAUUAUGCAAAUAUUCUAUUGAUGCUUCUACGCCUUCGCCAGGCUUGUGAUCACCCACAACUUGUCAAAGGAUUUAGUUCUGAUUCUGUGGGAAUAGAGUCCUCAGAAACGUUGAAGAGGCUUUCAAGACAAAAAAUUCAAUAUUUAUUGGGUCAACUUGAAAUGUCCUUGGCCAUCUGUGGUUCAUGCAAUGAUCCACCUGAAAAUGCAGUUGUUACUAUUUGUGGGCAUGUUUUCUGCUUUCAGUGUGUGUCAGAUUACUUGACCGGGGAGGACACUACAUGUCCUGAAUCUGGAUGCAAACAACAACUUAGUGCUGAUAUUAUCUUUUCCAAAGCUGCAUUACAGAAAUGUCUAUCUAGCGACUUUGACAGUUAUCAUGCCAAUAUAUCAGGAAAUGAUGAAAAAUCAGCAGUGCUCAAAGAUAAAUACAGUUCCAAAAUCAAAGCUGCCCUUGAUAUUAUACAGUCAUGUUGUAAACUAAGUCUUAGUUCAGAAAGAAAUGAAAUGCAACUGAAUGGUGAUGCUUCAUCAUCAGGAAAUGGAGCUGCUUAUUCACAGAUUUCCAGACAAACAAAAGCUAUUGUGUUCUCCCAAUGGACAAGCAUGCUAGACUUGGUUGAGAUUUCGCUUAACAGUUCUGGUAUAGAGUACCGAAGGCUUGAUGGUACAAUGUCUCUAGCGGCUAGAGACAGGGCUGUCAAAGAAUUUAACACCAAUCCCGAGGUGACUGUUAUGUUAAUGUCUUUAAAAGCUGGAAAUCUAGGUCUUAAUAUGGUGGCAGCCAGUCAUGUGAUUCUUUUAGAUCUUUGGUGGAAUCCGACUACUGAAGAUCAGGCUGUUGAUAGAGCUCAUAGAAUAGGACAGACCCGUCCUGUUACUGUUUCACGGUUAACCGUAAAGGAUACUGUUGAAGAUCGGAUUUUAGCUCUCCAGGAAGAAAAGAGAAAAAUGGUUGCAUCUGCUUUUGGUGAAGAUCCAAGUGGUGGCUCUGCAACUCGCUUAACUGUAGAUGAUCUCAGAUUUUUGUUCGAGGGGGAAUCAGGGCGGACACGGUCAUCUGCAAAUGGCCUGCUUUAGAAGAACACUGAAAAAGUUGUGGAUUACCUGCUGAAUGAUGAUAUCCACAAAAAAAAAAAUUUUUUUGGUGCACCUGCACUUCCUGAGUAUGCAGCCCUAUUAUGUAAUUGGACUGCUAUAUCUUGGUGCAUUUCUAGUGGUUAGCAACUGGUUUUUUGCAGCCAGAAAUGCGAAUUUCUGGCUUACAUCGAUUAAAAAUGUUUAAUUUUCAUGUACAGAUGUUUCAUAUUUUUAGUAAUGCAUAUUAGACAUGUUAGAAGUGCAGCUAUCAGCAGGCUUGCAGCAUUUCAGCUCUUGCUUCGAUGCCAGAUGUAGGGGGAUUUAUGUCUUUAGUUGUUUUGUGGUUUAGGUUAAAGCAACUGGAUAUAGAAGCAAAAGCUUUUGUAAUGGGAUCAUGAGAAGCAGCCAAUUUUGAGUUGUGUAUAUUGCUGCAGUUUGUUGAAUUUCAGGUGCUGCUUAAUGUAUCAUAUCCAACGAAUCUGAAGAAAGACUGCAGUAGGCUAAAAUGGUUGUUCAAAUGCAACCCUGGAUGACCGAAUCUUGCUAAAGGCUUACACUUGAGUAGACCCGAUCUUCAAAAAUUCAAUGGUUCAGAUUGUGUCACACCAUUUCAUCAAAUAGUGUGGUACAAUCUGAGCCAUUGAAUCUAUGAAGAUCAGGUCUACUCAAGUUUUGGCCCUUGGUAAAAUGCUGCUACGGCCGAGCUUGCCGUCCUUACAAAUUCGAAAAAGGAGCCCAUGUACAUUUGCCUCAGUAUUUGCAGUGUUUUGUAACAGGGAUCUUCCUGAUUCCAUUCCCUAUAUUUUCCCUAGCAUUAGACUUUGCAGAAGGAACAGGACUACUAUGCCCUCUCAAUAGCAUUGCUUCAUGUUUUUGCCAGCAUAGCUGCAUAGGAAUAUAUAUUUUGUAGUGAUAACUGCAUCUGAAGUCUAUUUCCUGCAGUAUUGUCCCGAAAGAAGAAAAAUGAUUUUAAGUACUUAA
This is a messenger RNA of Coffea eugenioides, 4482 nucleotides long. Its product is annotated as helicase-like transcription factor CHR28. The record is from RefSeq and is a predicted model, not a curated record. NCBI's taxonomy places the organism in Eukaryota, Viridiplantae, Streptophyta, Magnoliopsida, Gentianales, Rubiaceae. Bases 253 to 3501 code for a protein of 1082 amino acids. Gene Ontology annotation, molecular function: metal ion binding; ATP-dependent chromatin remodeler activity; ATP binding. The transcript has 14 exons.